UUAGGCAUUGCAUCCAUCCAGAAAAGUCAUACUUUGCUUUAUAAUUGUUGACACUCUUUCUUCCAGCCUUUCAGUUAAACGCAUUUUGUGAAAGCGCUCGGUAAAAAUUGUUAGAAGCUCCAAUAGUUCGUGUGAAAUGGAUCAAUUCGAACGGAAUUCGUCCUCGCCUGAAAAGUUUAGUCUCGUUGAUUUUAUCAAGGAAAAGUUAAGUGAAUUGAUGAAUAGUGACACUGAUGAAGAAAAUCCUAAUUCGCCAAUUAUUUCCAUCAAAAAAUUUGAAGAUAUUCACAUCGAUCCAAAUUUACUAAAAGCGGUGUAUGCAGCUGGUUUUAAUAGACCUUCAAAAAUUCAAGCCAAUGCGUUACCACUGUUGCUGGCAGAUCCACCAUUAAAUUUGGUCGCUCAAAGCCAAUCAGGAACCGGGAAGACAGCAGCUUUCGUUUUAGCAAUGUUAACACGUGUGGACACUGAUCUAGAUUAUCCUCAGGUUAUUUGUAUGUGCCCAACAUAUGAGCUGGCAAUUCAGACUGGUGAAAUAUGUGCAAAAUUUUCUCAAUAUAUGAACAAAAUAAACAUGAUAUUUGCGGUACGUGGAGAGUUCGUUCCACGUUCAACACAACUUAAUCAGCAAAUUGUGAUUGGCACUCCAGGAAAAGUUAUGGAUUGGGGCACAAAAUACAAAUGUUUUGAUCUCAAGAAAAUACGUGUAUUUAUAUUAGACGAAGCUGAUACGAUGGUAUCAACUCAAGGUCAUCGAGGCCAUUGCCUCCGUGUUCAUAGAGAACUUGAUCGAUCUUGCCAAAUGAUUUUUUUUUCGGCAACAUAUGAUGAAAAAGUGCUUGACUUUGUAAGCCGCAUGGUGUCUAAUCCGAAAAUUAUAAGAUUGACACGUGAUGAAGAAUGUCUCGAUAAUAUCAAACAAUAUUAUGUUAUGUGCAGAGGUGAAGAAUCAAAAUAUACAGCAAUUCAAAAUAUUUAUGGCGGAAUAACAAUCGGUCAAGCAAUUAUUUUUUGUAAUACUCGUCUUAGCGCUUCUUGGCUGGCGAAAAAAUUAACUACAGAUGGCCACUCUGUUGCCGUCCUCUCAGGCGAAUUUGAUGUUGGCCAACGUCUUUCUAUAUUAGAUCGCUUUCGAGCAGGGCUUGAAAAAGUCUUGGUAGCUACUAAUGUCCUAUCGCGAG
This is a messenger RNA of Teleopsis dalmanni, 1181 nucleotides long. Its product is annotated as DEAD-box helicase Dbp80-like. Gene Ontology annotation, molecular function: RNA helicase activity; ATP binding; RNA binding. Lineage: Eukaryota; Metazoa; Arthropoda; Insecta; Diptera; Diopsidae. Gene Ontology annotation, cellular component: nucleus; cytoplasmic stress granule. Gene Ontology annotation, biological process: poly(A)+ mRNA export from nucleus. The record is from RefSeq and is a predicted model, not a curated record.